AGAUGACAUCAAUCAAUACUAUUAAAACUGAAGGGCCUUUUUUGAGGCCACCUCAAAGUUUUGAAGUAUUUACAAUUCUAUGCCACUGAAAUGUUUUUAAACUAUGAUUUUCUAUUAUUUAAUACAUAAUACUAUAUAUUCCAAAAACUUUUAUUAUUUAAUUCCCUUUUACGCUUUACGACAUUAAAUAUUUUUCAAGCCUUUCUAUGUUUUCACAAUUAUGAUUAAUGCAAUUCUUAGAAAAAUUAUGUCGCAACAUAUUGGAAAUGUUUAAAUUAUUCGUAUUUUUGGUUUUAUACAUAGUGAAGUAAAGUCUGAGUUCCAAAAAAAAAAAAAAAGAGUGAAGUAAAGUCUCCAGCCACACUUACGAUCAACAAGAAUGAAUCGAUAAUAGAACCUGCAGAAAGACAACUACUUAGUAACUCAUAUAUUUUCAGAAUGAUAUACAAGACCAUACAUUUUUCAAAUAUUUACCAAUAAGUCCAUGUAUUAAAGAGUUCAUUUCGAACAUAUUUGCAAGCUAAUUAGAUAAUCUGCCGGUUUAAGCGGCUAAUAUAAUAACUUGAAUUUUAAACUAAAAGUCUAAUAGCAUAACAAAAAUAUAUAAUAUAUUCUGUUUCCAAUAUUCCAAGUAAUUCCUUAAAAAAAUGUUAACUAACAAACAAAUAUAAUGUUUUCUGUUUCCAAUAUUCAUUUAUUCAAUUAUAUUUAGUUUGUUCAAAAUAUUAUAUUUCCUAUAUAGCUUUGAAAACCAGUUUUAAAAUCUAACCUAAUAUAUAGCAACUAAUUUUGAAAUCAAUGUCGACAACUAAUAUAGGAUCGAUUUGACCCUCGAUCAAGCAAAAUUCUCAAAGAUGUUACCUAACAAAAAAUAUAUAAUAUAUCUUAUAUUUCCUAUAUUCGCUUUAUACAAUUAAUAUUAGUUUGUUCAAAAUCUUAUAUUUCCUAUAUACGCUCUGAAAACCAAUUCGCGAGGAAUAUCCAUAAAAUAUACUACUCAGCGGUAUUCAUAAAUAUGGCACUAUCAUUCAGUAACCCACCUAUCCUUUUCUAUAUAUACAAGAUAUCUGACCAUAUUGAUCUAACACGAAAUUCACAAAAUAGCACAGAAACAUAUGAAAAUUACACAGAAGUUAUCAUACCUCUCCGAUGUGAGGCCUUUCAAAACAGCUGGUAUAUCAAAGUAGCUUUCCCACCAAAAAAAAAUGGUAAUAUGUUAUGAUGUAUCUUUACCCGUUUAAAAGAAAAAUCAUUUUGCUAUAACUUCAUGAGUUCAUACUUGAUUUAUCAGUUUGAAGUGGAAAUUAAGAAGGAUAAUCUCUUCAAUGGAUUUGAAUUUAAAAGGUUUCACGGGUUUGGAAUGGUAAGAAUAAUAUGACAAAGAACGAACAAUAAUCCAGAAUUUCAAGUUGACCAAUAAUCAACUAUUUUUGCUGCUACUAAGGUAACUAUUUUCUUUUGAUAUUGCACCUUUUUGUAACACUAUGUUUUAUAGAUAUUUCUGGCAUAGGUUUCUUUUAUUGAUUUUAAUAAUGGAGAUAGUUCUUAGUUUUGAUGAUAAGCAGAGCCAUUUUAGUCUGGUAGAAUACUGAAACAAAAUUUUCGUAUAAGUAGUAGUACUGAAUAUUUACUCUCUUCCUAUUAUAUUUGUCACCGCUGGAAACUAUAAAUACUUUGUGGUUGAAACUAUAUUAGUAACAUAGAUGAUCAGGUCAAGCUUUGCAUUGACCCUCAAACAUUUAUAAGGAUGAUCAGUCUAAAGUCUCUUAAAGUUCUUAACAAGUUCAUUUUGUGCAUGAUCAACGAUUAUUCCAAAAUGUGCAACAAUUAAAAAAUUUCAUAUAAUCCAUUUGACUAAUAUUCUAAUAUAGUGAUAUUGUAUUAUUCAUUGUUAAUGAAAUAUAUCAAGGAGUACAAAUUUGAAUAGAUUUCAGGGAAAUUGCAGAUUUUUGAUCAUCUGGAAAUUAAACAAAUAAUUACUUUUGUCAAAAAAAAAGUAAAAUAUAGUUUUUACGAUUGUAGUUUUUUUGUGGGUUAUUCUAUUGAACAUUUAAGUUAAUACAAUUAAAAUGUAAUCUCCUUUUUAGAUUAUAUUGUGUGGCUUUACCCGAAAAACAAUAAACAUAUUUGGUUGUUGAACCAAAUUUUGGGUUAACAUAUUGUAGAAUUUUAAUUUUAGAGUGAUACAAAAAGAUAUUUUAAUCUUUGAAUAAAAAGAAACCUAUUUGUUUUAUUAAUUUCCAAGCAUUUUAAAAUUUAUAUCUUCUUUUAAUAUCAAGACUGAAAAAGAUAAUUGUUUCGUCUCAGUGAUCACUUGAACUAGAGACCUCUAAAACAAUGCCAAUGAUCCUUUCAAAUUGAGAUAAUGAUCUAUGGUAAAAAUGAACAUUUUCACUAUAAUCUGCAACAGAAUAAUAUCACUGAUACACUUUAAUGCUUACCUCAACUAUAUUCUGAUACUUAACAAUAUAACUAUUUCACAAAUAUACACAUCCUUUAAUACAAAUAAAAAUUAGAUUUGAUUACAUAUAUUUUAAAGCACAUCUUAUAUUUAACAAAUUUUUAUCUCGAUUUCUAAUUGAAUUUUUGCAAGUAAAAUCCCUUGAUUUGCUAAGUAUUUAUAACAGUACCAUUACUAUUUAAUUUUAAAUAACAAAUUAUGAAAAUUAUAUAUAAAUAUUUUGAAUAUGACAAUCAUUAGUCACGUACAUCCCUUGAAUAUAGUCAAGUGAAGUUUGAUAUUUUGGACAUAUGAUUUUGAAUCAAUUUACAUACGAUAAAAAUAUAUUUAAUAAAUGACAAAAAUCCUUUAAAACACAAUAGUACAAAAAAGUAAUAUUAUAAAUAUUUUAAGGCUUUAACUAAUAAUGAUUAUGUUUUAGUAAGAUAUAUAUUAAAGCUGAAACUAUUGUGUUAUUAUAAAGUGGAACUGAAAUGAAAAAAAAAAACUGAAACUAAAACCAAAAUAAAAUUGCAAAAUUCCGAAAGGUUAUUAUUUCUCUAAAUUCAAAAAUCAAAACCAAACUAAAACUAAACCAAGAACUGAUAAUGUAUCCAAAUAUUUGAAAAAAAUAAAAAAUAAUAAUUAUAAUAUAUAAAAUAUAAUUAUAAAUUAAAAUAUCCAAAAUCCCUUAAUUACCUAACUUUUUUUUGGAUUUCCCCGGGGUUUAGAGGGGUCUUCAAGAUUGUUGGCUUUAAACAUGAAUCAAACUAAAACUAUUACUAAUUCGGUUCAACUUUGGAUUUUACAAAAAUAUAAAUGUGACUCAAAUCCGACAUUAUCCACACUGAUCUGAUCAGAAAAAAUGUAUGGUUCCUAAACGGGUCCUACACUCCAGCCUAGAUAACCCAAAACAAAAUAACCUGAAAAGACCUGAACUAAAACCUGAAUUUUUAGGACUAUAAGACGUCAAAAUAAAUUACUUUCUAUUAUAGACGUCAAAACUAAUCAUUCAAUUCAAAUAAAAAAAUUGUAAUAAUUUCUAAAUUAAAAAAUUUAUCCCGCGCUUUCAAAGCGCGGGUCAAAAUCUAGUAAGUGCUUUUAAAACCAUAAAAUUACAUUCUUAAAUUUUGAAUUUAAAACCAUAUCUUUUUUGUCUAUCCCACAUGGCCACAUCAUUCAAGUCUUGUAAACUUGUUUUCUUUUUUAAAGGAGAUCCAGUUUAAUUUCUCUAUCUAUCUUUCUUUUGAAAAAAAAAAGUAUAAUAGCUUCUCCCUUUUUAUUCCAUAGAGUUUACUAUCCUCUUCACGUUUGUUUGUUUGUUUUGCUUUGAGAUAAAUGUAUUGUAUUUCAUGUAACCUGAUAUUUUGCAUGGAGAAACAUGUAAUUUCAUUAGUGAGAAAGUUAAUCAUUGAUUGAUAAAAAAAAAAGUUGGAAAAUUGGGUCCUGACCAAUUAUGUGCCAUGCAAACUAAUACAAGGAUACAAAUGGAGAAACGGUCGAUUUCAGAAGGACCGACCCCUUUUGAAAUACGUGGCUUAGAAAAUUCACUAACGGCCCCACAUGUUAGAUAAAUAUGGGCCACACGAUUAAGAAUAUAGUUUGGCCCAUCAUGGAUCAUUUUUUUGAUUGACUAUUAACAGGAGGCCGAAUCCAUUCUCCACCACUAGUGUGGUAGCCGAGGGAGAUGUUUAAAUUCCGCAAGAACGAUUACUAGUUUUGGUUUAGACAAAUGUUAAGAGUUAGAUAUUUGUAUUAAUGUAUGCAACUUGUUACAUACACCUUUUUAAUACAGUUUCAGGAUGAGUUUAUUCAAUCUUUUUUUUGUUAAGAGGAAAACCAAGUUUCAGUAUUUUCAGAUGCUUUUAUCUAAAAAUAAUAAUUAAGUACAAAGUAGUUUCAAAUAAAAAAUAUGAUAGAGAAGAUAUAUAAAACAUCAUGGUUCAUGAUAUGGGUUGAUAAAGUCUCAUGAUAACAUUGAUAAGGGAACAUAUACAUAUAUGAUAGAGAAGAUAUAUAAAACAUCAUGGUUCCAAUAUACGGACCCAUAUUGGAGAUUUUUGAGUGUCAUUGCCAUUAAUGUUCAAAAACGACGUAACGUCGUUGUUAAAGUAUCUAUCAUAUCCAAUAUAUUUUCGGAACUAUCAAAGAUAAAGCUUUCUGCAUCUACUAUUUUUUUCUAAACCAAGAGUUUAUAUAUGCUUUAGACUUGUAUAUUUCUUCGGAGUACAGGAGGUGAAAGCUUGCAAGUUAGUUUUACUUUUUACUCUAAAGCCUGAUGACUAUCCAGGUUGAACUUAUGAACUAUCGUCCUCGAAUCUAUUAUUAUUGUCUUUGACCUAAAGUAUAUUGGUCUGAAAUUAUGGUGAUAUAUCUCACUAUAUAGAUCGAUCAAUUUUGGGUGCACAGAGAAAAAAAAGAUCGAUCAAUUUUGUUGAAUUGGACAAUGCAACAAAAGAUUUUUAAAAUAUUCUAUAAUUGAAGAUCCAUCGGCCCAAUGAAACAAUCUUAUAUAUCCAUAUUAGUGACGGCCCAUAAUUCAUCAAAUUCCUUGGUGGAGCUGGAGUAUCUAAAAUGAUUGCAUCUACAUGACUUAAUUCCUUAGUGAAACACUUGCUCAAAUAAAGGUCUUUCAAGUAAGAUCUUAGUUCAGCUGUUACUCAAAUGUUAUAAAGAGCUGGUAUAGACAGAACUUUUGUUGUAUUGGUGGAGAUCGGUUUUCCGCUUCUUAAAAAUGUAUUAUCCCUUCCAAAGUUACCGAUUGUCCAUACGAAUAUGCGUUAUAAUGGUUGAAAUUUUAGUUUUUGUUGAGUCAAUCUUAAAAUAUGAUAGCGACAAACUAUACAAUUGUGAUGAUGGGCACUUUAAGUUUUAAUCGAGUAAACACCAAAAACAAUUAUAGUAGCCAAAUAACAUUAAUACACUUGAUAUAUGCUACAUUGAGUUCACUGCAUGUUUACGGGUUCAACAUUACCAACGCCUCAAGAAAAAAAACAUUAUAAGAACUAAAUAUGACGUAACUACUUGAAAAUUUACCCAAGAAAUGGUGGGAAGGUUUCAUACUCCAUUCCUAAUGCCAAGACAAGAAUUAGAGAUAAAAAUAAGACCUAUAGAAUUAGUCUAAUCAGGAUUAGCAUCUAAUCUAUGCUAGAUUCCGUUUUAGCCUUUUAGGAUAAAUCCCCUCGAGUGACCGAAACAGAAGCUUUCAAGUUCAAACUAAUUUACGAGUGAAACAAUCGGAUAUCUUAUCACUAUAGCAUAUAAAUUACUAAAUAUGGUUGAAAUCAUAAUGUAAAUAUGGCAAUCCUAUUUUCAACUUCAAAAUGAGUUAUAGAGCCAACAUGACACCAUAACUGAUUCAUAUUAUUCACUCUUACUUUUACCCUUAAUAUAUAUAGCAGAUUCUAAUGAUUUGGCCUACAUAGAGGAAGAGUUUGAAUUGGGAUUCUAUGGUUGUUUUGGGAAUGUAUAGAUGGAUAUUAUCCUUUCGAACCGUGGAUUUUCAAGUCUAAGAAUUGGACUUUGCCACAACUAUUUCAACACGUGUAACCAUUACAAGUCAUGUAUUGAGCAUGUCAUUUACACAUGGAACCACAUAGAAGAGUUAGCUGUCAAACCUUUUGAUGCAUGUAAUAGCUUUCAACGUUCAACUUCUAUCAUGUUUUUUUUUGGCCAGAAGCAAGAAUGGGUAUUUAUCUGACUUAAUAUUACUGGUUUAAGGUAUUGAAUAUUGUAUGUGAUGUAAAGGAUUUGAGAAGUUAAGGUAAGAGUGAAUACUUAAUAUCUGUAAAGAGGCUUUUAUUUAUGUCAAAAUAAAAUAGUACAGAUGUUUAUAUUUUAGCACUGGUGUAACAUAUCCUGAUUCUAGCUGGGAGAGAACUGCUAGCUGAGAAUAAAAAUUAUGCUGAAAUUGUGAUAUUUGAUUGUAUAUUUAUCCACUGGUAUGUACUGCCGACUGCCUUCUGACCAAGAGAUUGAUGAUAGUUAUAUUUGCACAUACUGUAGUUUGAUUGUUUCGUACUAUCAUUAGUAUGAUCAGUGACACUAUUAUAUGGACACAGAACCAUUAAUUUGUUAUAAAAGGAAAAUCUUACAACAGCACCAAUUGAUCUUUAUUUUGUUGUUAAAACCACGGUCUUUUGUUCACAAAUCACAAAUUAAUGGAAAAUACAAAAAUAAAAGAGAAAUAAUCGAGGCAACAUAACAAAAACUUAAUUUGACGAAGGAACUAUAAAUUAAGCGUAGAAAACGAAUUGUAGCUUCUUAUAAUAUUUGUUAAUUCAGUGAUUCUUCAUCACAUCUCUAAUUAUCAUAGAUGAUUUUUAACAAGAUGAUUACGUCUGCCGAGACCAGAUAUUAGUUGAACUCGAAGGGAAUUAAUCAGAACGAAUGUGCUCAUUGAUGAUUCACAUUUUAGCACUUAAAUUUUAUUUUCCCCAUAAAAUAUGUCAUUAUCUUACCUCACUCGACAUACUUGACCGGUCUCUUGUCGCCAAGUUUUGCCGCACAACUAUAAAUAGAUGUGCUGCGCUCAUGCACUCUUCACUACCCAAAAACAACAUCUUCCCUCACAACAAACCGAACAAUUGCUAAAGUGACAAACCAAAACAUGGGCAGCCUCAAGUCUCUCGCUCUCUUGGCUUUGCUCUUUUCCCUCUCUCUCGCUGUUUUUGCCGACACAUCCAAUGACGCCGCUACACAUGCUAAGGAAGAAGUGAAACCAAGUGAAGCGACCGAUGCCAUAGAGCCACAACAACGUGGUUGUAGAUACGGAUGCUGCGGAGCCUAUGCUUAUGGACAGUGCGCCGCUUGCUGCAGCCGACCUCAGGCCGCGGAGGCCGAAACCGAGGCCAAUGACGUUGUUGUAGAGCCUGAGCAGCGGGGGCGUGGUGGUUGUAGGUACGGAUGUUGCGGAUCCUACGCUUUUGGACGGUGCAGCGCUUGCUGCAGCAAAGCCCAAGCUGAGGAGGCUAUGAAUACCGAGGCUGUUGAGGAGAACGCUGUUGAGCCUCAGCAAAGGGGUGGUGGUUGUAGGUACGGAUGUUGCGGAUCAUGGCGUUAUGGACGGUGCAGCUACUGUUGCCGAGGUCCUCAAGCCGAGGCUGAAGUUGUUGAGCCCCAGCAAAUCCGUAGAUGUAGGUACGGUUGCUGCGGAAGGUACCCUUAUCCGCGAUGCAGUGUUUGCUGUACCAAGAAGAUGGCUACAGAGGAAGAGAAGAAAACAGAAGAAGCUAAGCCAUGAAUUGGCGUGUAACACAAACUCUUAUGUUUGUAUGCAUGGAAUGAAUGGUUAUUACUAUUACGUACGUAUGUCAAAAUAAGAGAAAUGUUGCAAAGCUCUAUGUAGCUCAAUAAAAGAAGUCUUAGGUUCUUAUGCAUGUAUUUUGUAUUUUUGUUAUGUGGUGUUUUCUCGUGAAGAUUACAAUAAUAACAACUGUUUAAUAUCAAAUCGUCACGGUAUUUAACUUAUAAUAAUGAAAAGCAUGUCGCUAGCUAGGUUAAAAAAAUCAUAGUAUAAUCCCCACUGAUCAUCACCCUUAUAUAACUCAUGAAAAGUUGGAUUAAAUUUAACAAUUUUCCAUAAUGCGUAAAAGAUGUUACACCAUCAGUCCAUCAUAAAACUUUGGUGUAAAAUGGCUAAUUUAAUUUCUGUGUAUUAUUAUUUUGUUUUGAUAAUUAAGAGGUUUCGUUGUUAAUAUAAUGACAAAUUAGUCUUAAUUACCACUAGCUAUGAAAAACACAUUUGUUCUUAAUCUAUGUCUGUAUCAUCCGAUUUACAUCCACUUAAUAUUUUCACUACUCCACUAAUUGGUGGUCUUCUUCUUCGGAAUUUUUUUUUCAGAAUUGUAGGGUCAAAAUUUGUUAUUAUGAAGUUAUGAAUGUGUUUGAGGGGAGAAGGGGUCCUCCAUCAUCAAAGAAAUAUGGACGGUUGUGCUGGAGUUUAACGAGACAAGAUCUUGAUAGGAUAAUAUUAUUUGACUAUAGAUUUCUAGUUAUUAAGAUUCAAAGCAUGUCUUCCCGACACAUCGUGCAUUUCAAUUUCAUGAUCAUUCUAUUCAUCUAAUCGCUUUUUAGUCAACUCCCCGGUCCUUUGACUCUAGCUUCUGAUCAAUCUCUUUGAUAGCUAAACUGAAUGUAUAUAUAAUCUUAGAUAAAUUUUGUUUGUGUCUGGUAAUGGUUGAACUUCAAGGUAAAUAGAGGACAUUAAAAACACUAAAAAUUGAGUGGCGACAUUCGAUUCAGACACUAUUUUAGUUUUCGAGUCUAAAAGGAUUCCAUUCAUUCAAAUACACGAUUUGAAAUUAACUUGUUGAUGUUGACAUUCGAUUAGACACGAUUUUAUAAAGCUGAUCGUAUAAUAAUAAUUCUAUAUCAGAUAACUAAUCUUAGCACAAAUGACAUGCUUUUCCCAUAUCAUAUCUAGUUGUGUGAGUAAAUUUUAGUUUAAGAAAGCGAAUUUACUAAGAGGAGACAUAAUUUUUUUUUGAGAUUACUAGAAAUCUUACGGCAUAGCCAAUAUAUAUAGUCUGUUAACAAACAAAACAAAGCCAUAGUCUUACAGUGUUAUUUUGUUUAGGAUAACACAACAAAUAAAAAGUGAAACUAUCAACAAUAAAGUGAUCAUACAAUGGGAAAACUAGAAGAGAAAAAAAGUUGAAAUGAGAAGGACAAUAUGGAACCCACUGGAGCAAUAAGAGGGGAUGGUAAUCGGAGGGACUUUUCAUGUGUCCACCAUACUUUGGAUACGUGUCGUCCAGAUACAGAUGAUGCUACAAAGAUAACGAUGAUGAUGGGCAUGACCAUGGUAGGCAAAUCUUUGGCAGAUAAUCAAGUGAGCAUUGCCAUGUCCUUGCCACUACCGCAUAACCCAACUGCUACAGUUUCACAUUAUCAACGAAUCUUACUGGCAUGCAUACGAGAAGCGCCACCGCCAUUUCACAUUUAUGUCAUUAUUUUAACAUUAUACCAAAAUGCAAGAAGUUAUGAUAACUGAAGAAUUAUUCUUAUGGUUUAUUACUUAUAAUAUUCCUUUUGCCUUUAGUGCGAUGUAAUAUUGUAUUUUUUCAUAAAAUAAUAAAGCACGAAUAGUUGAUUAUAUUUUGAUGAGAGUGCGUGCAUGUUCUUAUAUUACCAAUAAGAAACCUACAUUUGGUUGCUAUUAUAUAAUGCAUAUAUAAAGUCUGAGACAAUAAAAAAGACUGAGACAAUAAAAACUUACAAAGCCUUUAAAAAAGUGAAAAAUUAACCCAAAUAAAAACAAAGUGAAACAAAACAAGUAAUUUGAUCCAAUUUUUUUUUUGAUCCAAAAUAAAAACAAAACAAGUAACAUACGCCCUUCUUAAAAAAAACAAAAACAAAAACAAAAGUAACAUAAAAUUACAUCCAAUAACUAAAUGAUACGAAACAUGAGACGUCACAUCGAGUUGCAUGAAUCCACAGAGUCCACAACACUAAAAUGCAAAAUACAAAUAGGGACAAUGAAUCUUUUAAUCUAUGUGGUCCGAUGAAAAUCUUUUGAAUAAACCCACUCAGCCAAGAAGAAAAACAUUUAUUUAGUUAAACUAUAUCAAUGCAUAUUUCAUUCUCUUGAAUACAUUUGUUUUCAAACGUUAAAUCAGUAAUGGAAAAGUAAUUUACCAACAACCGAACUACUAUUACUAUAUUGCUUGUAUUAUUAUUAAGUUCUAUAACAUUUGGUUGGUCGUUUCAAUUAUAGUCUAAAACAAGUACUAUCUAUGGGCGUUAAGAACUUGAAAUAACAUGCAUGUGGUUGUGAUAAUAUAUAUGUUAAUCAGAUCCCUUAUCUUCUUAUCUUAAUUCUACAAAGUCUUCGGUGGAUAAAACAAAUCCUUUAAAAUCUUCAUAUAGAUUUCUUUUCAUUAUUUUUAUCCAUUACAAAAGUUUCUUUAAUAUUUUCUCUCUCGUUCUCUUGUUAGAACAUUACUUUAAACUUGCUUAGUCCGUAACUCAAAGCUAGAUCCAAUCUUAGUUUUAUUUUCCUGUCCGCCUCUCUGUCCUCUCUCUUAAUCUCAUUGACAACUCUCAACAUUUCCUGAAAUAAACGAGCAUAGAGAAUCUUUUAUAUAUAAGAGAACGAAAAACAACAAGAAGCUGGAAACUUUGGAUAUGGGUAUGGCAACAGAGUCACAGUUCCAUGUUUUGGCUGUUGAUGAUAGUCUAGUUGAUCGGAAAAUGAUAGAGAGAUUGCUGCAAAAGUCUUCAUGUCAAGUAACUACAGUUGAUUCAGGGUCUAAGGCUCUUGAGUUUCUGGGUUUGAGAGAAAGCAAUGAGAGCAACGACCCAAAUGCACCCUCUUCAUCACCUGUAACACAUCAGGAAAUUGAAAUAAAUCUUAUAAUUACAGAUUACUGCAUGCCUGGCAUGACUGGUUAUGAUUUGCUCAAGAGAGUUAAGGAAUCAGCAGCAUUUAGAAGCAUUCCCGUAGUGAUAAUGUCAUCUGAGAACGUUCCUGCUAGAAUCUCCAGAUGUCUGGAAGAAGGAGCUGAGGAGUUCUUCUUGAAGCCAGUAAAGUUGGCUGAUCUUACCAAGUUGAAACCUCAUAUGAUGAAAACCAAACUGAAGAAAGAAAGCGAGAACUCAGCAAAAGAAGAUAAUGCAGUUUUGAAACAUGAGAUAAGAAAAGAAGAAGAACCAUCCGUGAUUGAAGUCUUGCCUCUACAUCAAGAAGUUGAACAAGAACCAAUGUUGAGUAAUAAUAAGAGGAAAGCAAUGGAAGAAGUGAUAUCUACUAAUCGAUCACGUCCUAAAUACAAUGAUAUCACAACCUUGGUUUGACCCUUUCUCUCAUUCGGUGUCCUGCCGAAGUUUCUAUAAAACAAACUUUGCUUCAGAGUUUUUUCACUUGGGUUUGUUGUAGGAAUGCUUCUUCUGGUAAGUACAGGGCUGGCAUAGAGAAUUAAGAGGAGAGAUAUAUGUAGAUAAUGAUGGUAAUGGACCUAAUGGUAGUGGUUUUAAUUUAGUAUUGUUCAUUAUGAAAAAUCAGUAGUUUCCCAGUUUUGUUUAUUUUUCUUAGUUUUCUGGUAUCAAAACAAUCUCAAGAGUAAAUAAAUUUUAAUGAGUUUCUUA
Molecule: messenger RNA, 11527 nt
Organism: Brassica rapa (field mustard)
Lineage: Eukaryota; Viridiplantae; Streptophyta; Magnoliopsida; Brassicales; Brassicaceae
Product: two-component response regulator ARR8
Biological process (GO): phosphorelay signal transduction system; cytokinin-activated signaling pathway
Source: RefSeq, a predicted model, not a curated record